AAAAACAGGAUGUACGGUGUGGAUGGUACAUGCCGGUGGUGUACCAUAUACAUAGAAAUAAUUUGGUUGCUAGUGUAGCACCAUGUCGGUUGCAGCACAGAGCACGUACAGAUAUGUGGCGUCUUUCCUCUCCACCUUCAUCACCGACACCUCCUCCUGCCUCCUCCUCCAUGAAUCGCCUCUUCAAGAGCCCGGCGACGCUGACCCGGUGUUUGUCGGGUGGCCUGAGCCCACCCGACAAGUUGCGGUUCACUCGUCAGCUCUUCCGAGCAGAGUCGCCGGAAACAAUGCUCAAGUGCUCCGCGAAUUAUGCUCCUCUGACGCCCAUAAGUUUCCUGGAAAGAGCUGCAAAUGUGUACACAGAAGGGACUUCGGUCGUGUACGCAGGUUGUGUCAAGUACACAUGGGAGCAGACCCAUCGGAGGUGUCUCAAACUUGCUUCUGCUCUCACCCGAUUGGGCAUUUCUCAUGGAGACGUGGUUGCCACACUGGCACCUAAUGUACCAGCAAUGCAAGAGCUGCACUUUGCGGUGCCAAUGGCUGGAGCAGUCCUUUGUACAUUAAACACUCGCCUUGAUUCAUCCAUGGUGUCCACACUUUUGGCACAUUCAGAAGCUAAGGUCCUUUUUGUACACUGUCACCUUUUCCCGAUCGCUCUAGGAGCAGUCAAUCUUCUAAUAGGCAGCAAAACCAAUCCCCCACUUCUUGUUUUGGUAAUGGAGCCCGGAGAAGGCACAGUUUCCGAUUCCCGUGUGCCCGAUCACCAUGAGUACGAGGCAAUCUUGGAGAGCGGGGAUUCGGGUUUCGGGAUCCGGUGGCCGAGAAAUGAGUGGGACCCGAUUUGCAUCAACUACACUUCUGGCACGACAUCAAGGCCAAAGGGUGUUGUUUAUAACCAUAGAGGUGCAUACCUUAACACCAUUGGCACCCUGUUUGUUCACGAGAUGAAUUUUAUGCCAACUUAUCUUUGGACGGUCCCCAUGUUCCACUGUAACGGGUGGAACAUGGUUUGGGGCAUGGCGGCUUUGGGUGGCACCAACGUGUGCCUUAGGCGUUUCGGUCCCAAAGACAUAUUUGACAACAUUGCCCUCCACAAGGUCACUCACAUGGGAGCCGCACCGACUGUGUUGAACAUGAUUGUCAACUCAUCACCAGCCGACCGGAAACCGCUCCCCCACGCCGUUAAGGUCAUGACGGGUGGUUCACCGCCGCCUCCACAGCUCCUUUCCAAAAUGGAAGAGAUGGGUUUCGGUUUGAUUCACAUCUAUGGGCUGACCGAGACUUACGGUCCGAGCACAUUUUGCAUGGAGAAGCCGGAGUGGGAUUCUCUGCCUCCUGAAGAAAGACAAAAGAUGAAAGCAAGACAAGGGGUGGCCCACUUUGGUUUGCGGGACGUCGAUGUAAGACACCCCGCCACUACAGAAAGCGUUCCGGCGGACGGCAAGACCAUGGGGGAAGUGAUGUUUAGAGGGAACACUGUUAUGUGUGGGUAUCUGAAGGACCCAAAAGCCACAGAAGAGGCAUUCAGGGGUGGGUGGUUCAGAAGUGGUGAUUUGGGAGUAAAACAUCCGGACGGGUAUAUACAAGUUAAAGACAGGUCUAAGGACAUCAUAAUAUCUGGGGGAGAGAACAUAUGCAGCGUGGAAGUGGAGGCCGUUUUGUAUGGUCAUCCCGGGGUGCUUGAAGUGGGAGUGGUUGGGAGACCGGACAGGCAUUGGGGAGAGACGGCUUGUGCCUUUGUGAAACUGAAAGAGGGGUUCGAAGCUGAUGGGAAUGAGCUGAUUGGUUUCUGUAGGGAACGGUUGCCUCAUUAUAUGGCCCCUCGCUCGGUUGUGUUUGGGGAUUUGCCCAAGACAUCCACCGGAAAGAUACAAAAGUUUGUGUUGAGGGACAAAGCCAAGGCAUUGGGCAGUCUUUUCUGAUUCCACUUUGUGAUGCCCACCCACAUACUCCAUCUCUUCUCAUCUAUUUGUUCCUCAUCCCCAUUUGCCAUGGUCCAAAAUGUUUCAUGGUCCUAUUUAAGCUUUUCCCAUCAAAUAAAAAAUUUAAGCUUGGUCAUAGAACAACACCGAGUCUAUGUUCAUGGUGCUACUGAUUCUUUAUUUAUGUUGCCUAAAAAAUCUAUAGUUAUAAUAGUAAAGCUCAGUUUUUAGUUGCUGAUUUGU
Molecule: messenger RNA, 2165 nt
Organism: Cuscuta epithymum
Lineage: Eukaryota; Viridiplantae; Streptophyta; Magnoliopsida; Solanales; Convolvulaceae
Source: the annotation of a GenBank genome assembly